AUGACAAUGUUUUCUUACAUUACGUUAUUGGCAACCCUAACAAUAUUCAUCCUUACUUCCACAGUUCAAAGCUGUCCUCCUUCAGACAGGGAAGCUUUACUAGCUUUCAAAGCAGCUCUCCGUGAGCCUAACUUGGGCAUUUUCAAUUCUUGGACAGGCACCGACUGCUGCCACAACUGGUAUGGUGUCAGUUGUGACCCGGAGACCAAAAAGGUUGCUGACAUUAACCUCCGAGGUGAAUCUGAAGACCCCAUUUUCCAAAAAGCUGGUCGGUCUGGUUACAUGACCGGUUCGAUCUCCCCUUCUAUUUGCAAGCUCGAGAGGCUUUCCAGUCUUACAAUUGCUGAUUGGAAAGGGAUCUCGGGUCCGAUUCCAUCCUGCAUUACGUCGUUGCCGCUCUUGAGGAUUAUUGAUUUGAUCGGGAAUCGAAUUUCCGGCGAUAUUCCUGCCGAUAUUGGACGGUUGGGAAGGCUGACUGUUUUGAAUAUCGCCGACAAUCUUGUAACAGGUAGGAUCCCGAGAUCUUUGACUAAUCUGUCGAGUUUGAUGCACCUCGAUUUGCGUAAUAAUCGGAUAUGGGGUUCAUUGCCUGGAGAUUUCGGGCGUCUACAGAUGUUGAGUCGGGCUUUAUUGAGCCGAAAUUAUAUUAGUGGUUCCAUUCCCGAUUCAAUUUCCAAAAUUUAUCGUCUCGCCGAUUUGGAUCUUUCCUUGAAUAAAUUAUCGGGUGAAAUACCGGCUUCUUUGGGUAGGAUGGCUGUUUUGGCGACACUAAAUCUCGAUGCCAACAAAUUGUCAGGAAAGAUCCCCGAGAGUUUGUUCAAUUCAGCUAUCGGUAACUUGAAUUUGAGCAAAAACUCAUUUCAAGGAUACUUACCGGAUGUUUUCGGUCCGAGAUCUUACUUCAUGGUACUUGAUUUAUCUUACAAUAAUUUUUGGGGUCCGAUACCGAAAUCUUUGUCCCAAGCAUCAUUCAUUGGGCACUUGGAUUUGAGUCACAACCGCUUAUGUGGGAAGAUUCCCGCAGGGCCGCCUUUUGAUCACCUCGAAGCAUCAUCGUUUGCUUAUAAUGCUUGCCUUUGCGGUAAGCCACUCGGAGUUUGCAGGUAG
Molecule: messenger RNA, 1107 nt
Organism: Dovyalis caffra
Lineage: Eukaryota; Viridiplantae; Streptophyta; Magnoliopsida; Malpighiales; Salicaceae
Source: the annotation of a GenBank genome assembly